This is a messenger RNA of Botrytis byssoidea, 4346 nucleotides long. RefSeq lists its product as uncharacterized. The record is from RefSeq and is a predicted model, not a curated record. NCBI's taxonomy places the organism in Eukaryota, Fungi, Ascomycota, Leotiomycetes, Helotiales, Sclerotiniaceae. The transcript is spliced from 6 exons. Bases 996 to 3257 code for a protein of 753 amino acids.
GAAUCUUACCUACCUACUUCUCUGACUUGUUACACGUCAUUUUUCCAAUCCAGGUCAAUAAUCUGGACUGUAUUUUGACAAUAAGAGGAAUUUGGACCCUUUAAAUCAAUUUAACCACUCAACUCAUCUGGAGCGUUGAAUAGUUUUCGAACAUUGACAGUUUCUUCAGCAUUACAGUCAUGGCCGACUCAUUUCAAAUUGCGUUGGCAAGCUUCAAAAAACGGUUGACCCAAGAGGAGCAGUUGCGAUUUCAAACCACAACUCUGGACGAAGUAAAGACCGCAAUACUGAAGAUACAAGAUGACCAAAGCCGUCGUAAAAGCAUGAUGAAUCUCUCUCGUGUCAAAGCCUUCAUCGAAGCGUUUGAACAAUAUUCAAAUGUUGUCGAAGUUUUCCUCAACACGUCUUCAGUAUUGUGUUUCAUUUGGGGCCCUAUGAAAUUUUGUCUUCAGGUUGCAAGCUCAUGGGCCGAGUCUUUCGACACACUAUUGGACGCAUAUCAGCAACUUGCGGAAAACAUACCUCUCCUCGAGCAAUAUGGUGACCUAUUCAAAGGCAAUUCGUAUAUGGUUAACGUACUUGCAUUGUUCUAUGAAGACAUGCUCGACUUUCACCGAGCGGCUCUCAGGGUUUUCAGCAAAUCAAGUAAGUUUAUUCUGCAACCUAUCAACUAACAACUUGUUUGAAAUUUCCGAACGAAGCGCUACUUGAUUUCAAGUGUUGAGAUUAUCUGAAUCCUCAAAAUACUAAAAAUGAUUUCUUAUUUAUAAAUCUCCGAAUAUGCUAUUGCCCCGUAUCCGACCUUUUAGGUUUCGAUCGCUUAUGUCUCAGCGUGGAAACAAAUAUUUAGGGCGACUUGGAAAGACUUCAACAGCAAAUUUCGGCAUAUACUAGAGGGUUUGGCCCGACAUAAAGCUCUAGUAGAAAGUCAAGCGACGAUUCUUCAAUUCGAAAGGCAGCAAAAAGAUUUCACCAAAGCCGAAACUUCGAUUUCAAUGAUCCAAGAAUCAAUUAUUCGUAUUCAAGAAUAUCAGAGGGUGCACCUGAAUCACAAAAAGCAGUUCGAGGCUAUCGAGAAGGAAGAUACCAAGCGUCAACGACUAGCUUUGCUAGAUUGGCUCGCUUCCACCGAUCCGAUACCUGACCAUGAGUUUGCGGUCUUUAUGCGAGCCGAUUAUCCCUCCUCCGGCAACUGGAUUUUGCAAGAGAAUAAGAUAAAAGCGUGGCUUGAUCCUCAACAAUUAACCGUCCCACUUCUCUGGAUUAAUGGUAUUCCCGGAGCAGGAAAAACCAUAUUGACAUCCGUGAUCAUUGGAGAAUGCAUGAAGAACAGCUCAUCGUCGACAAUAUUCUUUUACUGCAAAUAUGACGAUAAACAGAGAGACACUUUCAUAGCCGUGGCUCGGGCUAUGCUCUCUCAACUGCUGAAGCAAAACGAAGUUCUUCUACCUUACCUCUAUAGCGAAUGUAUCAACAGUCAUUCUGUUUCACUUGCCUCGCAUGAGAUGUGUACGAAGCUACUCGAGGUGUGCUUUGAAACUGUAUCCAAAUACGAAAGGACGUAUUUGAUAAUUGAUGGGCUGGAUGAAUGCGAGCCAGUGCAGAGGAGACUCUUGCUCUCUACUCUGGUCUCUAUUGUACAAAAGACUUUGUACCCAGGAAUGCUUCGCUUACUGAUUGUCAGUCAAAAUGAGCCUGAUAUAAAGAGACAGCUUCGGCAAUGCUCAGAUGUACGGUUGUCAAGCUCCUGCAACAGAUCUGAUAUUGAAGUCUAUUCUCGAGUGUGGGCAGAGAAAAUACAGCAGAAGUUUUUCGUAUCAGAUGAUACAAAGACACACAUCAUAAAGGCUGUGUCUGAAGGGGCAGAUGGGAUGUUCUUAUAUGCAAAGCUAAUCCUCACUAAUCUUUAUGCACAAACAUGCCGUGAAAAGCUGUACGAGGAACUUCGGCCGGGAACAUUUCCAGUUGGCUUUGAGCAAGCAUACUCGAGGAUUGUGUGUCGAGUGUAUCAGAACCCCAACGAGUCAGAGCGAGCUACCGCAGGAAGAUUAUUGGGCUGGAUUUCAUGUGCUAAGCGGCCCAUGCGAUGGCAUGAAAUGCAAGCUGCAGUAUCAAUUAACAUGGAUGAUGAGGAUGUGAACUUUGAGGACCGCCAGCUACGAGCUCAUAUUCAGGAUCUAUGUGGGUCUCUCGUGGAAGUCCUUCCAGGGGACCGAGUGCAACUCGUGCACAGCACCGCAAAAUCUUACUUGGUUGAUAAGAGCUAUGUAAGAAUUAUUCUAGAAGAGCAGAAACUGGCAGUAAUGUGCCUACGUUACCUACUUUUCCAAUGCUUUGACCCGACUACACCUGACGAUCAAAUCCACCACUAUGUCAAUGAAGGUUAUUAUGCAUUCCAGGAAUAUGCAAUUGUAUAUUGGGUUGAUCAUCUAGAGUCUCUGAUUGAAAAAUUAUCACCAUCAGACCUUGAAAACUCAGAACUAUGCGACCUUGGGUCUGCCAUUGCGGAAUUUUACGAGAUUUUUGGGGUGCAAAGCACAAAAAGGUCGGAUGUCCCCUCCUUCUUAGAAGAUCGAUGUACUCAUCUUGUUGGGUCCGACCAACUAGAUUCACUUCUUCUUCUGCUGAGCCAUACUAGAAAAGUUCGGGCUGCUCAAGAUGAACUGACAGAGCCAAAGGAGUUAAAAAUAAUUCUCGAGAAAGUACGAUCGCACUUAACCAGACUGUCCAAAUCAAAAAACUUGACGAUUGUGGAAAAGCAAAAGCUCAAUACUUAUUACGGUCCAAAAUGGAUCAAAUGUCCUCGCCAUGCAUGUUUCUACUUCCAUGAGGGGUUUCCUGAUGAAUCUAGUCGUGAUAAGCACCUUCUACGACACGAGAAGCCUUUCUUAUGCACAGAUCUAAGUUGCCUGAGGAAACACUGGGGAUACAGUACCGAGAAGGAACUCAAAAGACACAUAUUAUUAGAGCAUCCUGAUCCAGCAGCUUUCGGAGGUAAAUUUCCGAAGGUCAAGAAAGAACCAGUGAAGCAUCAAUGUAAUAUAUGCGGAAGCUCAUAUACAAGGUCAUCAGGUCUAAAGAUUCACCAACGAAAACAUGAUGGAACAAGACCGUUCAAGUGCGAAUCUCCUGGCUGUUCAGCGGCAUUUCUGAGGAGAUGGGAUCGGGAUAGACAUACGAGGUCUGCUCAUUCAGGAAUGGGAAAUGCUAGUGGAUCGCAAUCACCACAAUCCACGCCAGUUCAAAGUCUGCCAUAGCUAAAGUGUUUCUCGACAACGUAUUUGAACGAAAGACCCUGGAUAACUUUCCUUCAUGGAAAGCCAAAGCCGAUGGGUAGAACAGCAUCAACAUUCUCUAUUCUUGACUGGAGAAUCUUCUGAUAUUGUAUGACUAGGUUAAUAGAGUGGAUAAUUGAAAGCACGAUUCCUAGUAUCAUCAUUCCAACUCUGAUCCACAUUCGAGUGCAGACUUUGAGUUACGCAGCCCUUCUUAUCUUUGCAGUUGAAGACUUGACACCAUUCGAUCGGUGCAUAGCCAUAACAUAGUAUUGUCUUCAUAUCUGAGCCUUAUUUAUCUGCGUGGUAUAUUUUCUCAGUGUUCAUCGUAUGAAUAGCAUGACAUUCGUCAUGAGGAUACCCUUAGCAAUGAUAGAAAGAUAGAAACAGCAUUGCAAUUGCAAUGCGAGGAAUUUUUAGAUCUCGUGAAAAAGAAAUGAUGCAACGGAUUUUUCGUGUUUUUUAUCCGCUUUUGCUAAUGUCAUAUAGCCAUAUGGUGCUUUUCGGGGGCUCCUCAUAAUCGUGACUAAAUAGAGUGGCUAUAAAUGAUUCUAAAAUAUUCAGCCUCAUCAUUUUCCCUUAGGAAAUUUUACUAGUACCCAUAUCACUUUUCAUUUGAAAAGUCAAAUAUCAGACCGAACAUAGAUAGUAGGACGCGUGGUGAUCGGCUCAGAAGGUUUACACGUGAUACACUUACGUGCAUACCACCAAAUGCCUUUGCGGCUCUUAUAUUAGCAAGAAAAGAUAAUUUUCAGCUUAAGCAGGCUGAACGAGCGGUGCAAGAAAAAACAGGCUCUUCGUUGAGUAGUUGUCGCUUGAUCUCCCAAUACAUUUCGUCUGACGGAAGUCAGACAUGACGCUUUCCUUCUUCUGGAAAGUGCUCUCCACUUUGUAAUGCCUACAAUCUUACCGUUGUGUGCUAUUUUGAGCUGCAUGAAUUGCGAAUGGAACUAGGGUUGGGCAAAUUAUAUAAUCUGACUGAGGAUUACAUAUUCUUAUAUUAUAACGUUUUUUGAUUGAUAUAAAAUAUUACGCCAAGAUUAUGCACGUGAUUUGACAGCCAAUCAAUUC